Molecule: messenger RNA, 492 nt
Organism: Ochlerotatus camptorhynchus
Lineage: Eukaryota; Metazoa; Arthropoda; Insecta; Diptera; Culicidae
Exons: 2
Coding region: 1-492 (163 amino acids)
Source: RefSeq, a predicted model, not a curated record
AUGCCGAAAAACGCUGGUCCCAGCAGUAGCAAGAGGUAUCUUCUGGCCAGUGUGUCAUCAUCGAUACUAAGAUAUGGGGGUCCAGCCUGGGUUCCAGCGCUGGAAACGAAGCAGAACCAAAAGAAAUUGAGCAGUACGUUCCGGCUAAUGGUCAUGCAAGUCGUGAGUGCGUACAGGAACAUGUCAUCGGAAGCAGUAUGCGUUAUCGCCGGUAUGAUCCCUAUCGGCAUCACCCUGGCGGAGGACAGAGUGGAACACGGCGGAGAACGGAGGAUGGACACAUCGACUAAUACCGAUUCUUUCAACCUGGGUGAUCAGAAAACAUGGAGAAGUCAACUUCCACCUAACGGAGUUCCUGUCUGUCCAAGGCUGCUUCAGGAAAUACCUGCAUCGGUUCGGACACGCAGCGUCACCCUAUGUCCGGAGUGUGGCAAUGUCGAUGAAACGCCGGAGCAUGAGGUCUUCGACUGUCCAAAGUUCGAGGCAGUGUGA